Chinchilla lanigera (long-tailed chinchilla) is the source of this 2136-nucleotide messenger RNA. It is a transcript of the gene Psat1, whose product is annotated as phosphoserine aminotransferase 1. Gene Ontology annotation, biological process: L-serine biosynthetic process. Gene Ontology annotation, cellular component: cytoplasm. Gene Ontology annotation, molecular function: pyridoxal phosphate binding; O-phospho-L-serine:2-oxoglutarate transaminase activity. Lineage: Eukaryota; Metazoa; Chordata; Mammalia; Rodentia; Chinchillidae. The record is from RefSeq and is a predicted model, not a curated record. The transcript has 9 exons. Bases 97 to 1209 code for a protein of 370 amino acids.
AGAGGCCCUGGCCGCGCCAGAUGCGCGCCGCCGCGGGGAGACGCGGGCAGUCCGUGUGCUGCGCUUUCGCCUGCUAGUCGCCCGCCCCGCCGCGCCAUGGACGCCCCUAAACAAGUGGUCAACUUCGGGCCCGGGCCCGCCAAGCUGCCGCGCUCGGUGUUACUGGAGUUGCAAAAAGAAUUACUAGACUACAAAGGAGUUGGCAUUAGUGUUCUUGAAAUGAGUCACAGGUCAUCAGAUUUUGGCAAGAUUAUCGGGAACACAGAGAAUCUGGUGCGAGAAUUGUUAGCUGUGCCGGACAACUACAAAGUGAUUUUUGUACAAGGAGGUGGGUGUGGCCAGUUCAGUGCUGUCCCGUUAAACCUGAUUGGCCUGAAAGCCGGAAGGUGUGCAGACUAUGUGGUAACAGGAUCGUGGUCAGCUAAGGCUGCAGAAGAAGCUAAGAAGUUUGGGACUGUGAAUGUCGUCCACCCUAAACUUGGGAGUUACACCAAAAUUCCAGAUCCAGGCUCCUGGACCCUCAGCCCGGAUGCCUCCUAUGUAUAUUUCUGUGCAAACGAGACCGUGCACGGUGUGGAGUUUGACUUCAUCCCUGACGUCAAGGGAGCAGUACUGGUCUGCGACAUGUCGUCCAACUUCCUGUCCAAGCCAGUGGAUGUUUCCAAGUUUGGUGUGAUUUUUGCCGGUGCCCAGAAGAAUGUCGGCUGUGCUGGGGUCACAGUGGUGAUCGUCCGCGAUGACCUGCUGGGGUUCGCCCUCAGGGAAUGCCCCUCAGUCCUGGACUACAAAGUGCAGGCUGCAAACAGCUCACUGUACAACACGCCUCCGUGUUUCAGUGUCUAUGUCAUGGGCCUGGUCUUGGAGUGGAUUAAGAACAAUGGUGGCGCACCAAACAUGGCGAAGCUUAGCUCCAUCAAAUCUAAGAUGAUUUAUGACAUUAUUGAUAAGUCUCAAGGAUUCUAUGUAUGUCCAGUGGAGCCGCAGCAUAGAAGCAGGAUGAACAUUCCCUUCCGCAUUGGCAGUGCCAAGGGAGAUGAUGCUCUGGAGAAAAGGUUCCUGGAUAAAGCACUUGAACUCAAUAUGAUCUCCUUGAAAGGGCAUAGGUCGGUGGGAGGCAUGCGGGCCUCACUGUACAAUGCUGUCACAGUCGAAGAUGUUAAGAAGCUGGCUGCCUUCAUGGAAAAUUUUUUGGAAAUGCAUCAACUGUGAACAUAUCCUAACUAGUCUGUACUCUGCCCUAGAGUGACGAAGUUUAGAGUAACUUGGGAAAUGGCUGCAUAAACAUGAAAGACAUGGUGUUUUUUCCCAAAUGAACAUGAUUAUUACAGAAUCUUCAGUUUGCAAGAAAUACAGCAAAACUUUCAGAGUUCUGCAAAGCUGAUGGGACCACCAGCCAAUGGCCACCUUACUCCUGACUUGAACUGGAAGCAUGUUUUUAAAUCUUCCCAUUGCUUUUCUAACAAUUUCCGGUCAAAUUUUGUCUUUGCUACUGCUUUUUUUAGGUAGAUGUCAGUACUGGAACUUGCCUGGGACUUAAUUGUUCCAGCGGCAGUUACUUCUGGAGUUAUGCAAACAUAGCACUGGUUUGGGGCGGAGGUGUAGCUCUGAAUCGAGACAGCGGUGGGGUCGCUUGGCUCCCAGAGGUGAAGGUUGGUGGUGACAGUGUGGUGAGGGUUUUCAAAUUCCAGGCAAAGGGCAGAGUGGGAUAUCUCUUUAUAUUGUUAUCCUCAUAAAGAGAUGAAGUGACUGACUAUAUAAAUGGUUAUAUAAGGUCUGUUUUUAAUACAUGUAGUUUAUUUCUCUAUGCUGUUAUAUUUCUAAUAAAAUGGUUCUUUGUGAUAUUAGAAUUUGUCAAUUCCCUCUCCAUGUGCUGCUUCAUGAAAAGGCUCUACAAGUUCCACAGUUCACUUUUAAAAAGUCUCUUCUGAAUCAUAGAAGAAAUGUCUGGUUCUUUGCUUUUCAUUUAUACCAUUAAACUAAAAAUCUGUCAGACUCCCUUCCCCUUUGUUCACGUGGCCGUUUUCCUUGCAGUGAGUUCCAGAAGGUCUUUGUGAAGUGUGCCUCCCCCUGUUGUUAUCUCUUGUGGGUAUUUUGUGUUGACUGUAUGGAGAAUAUUAAAGUCCUCAAACACCGAAA